CCGACCAAGCUCACAAGCGAGUGUGUCUCUUACGCAGCGCAAAUGGUCGCGAGAGUCCGCGGAGGCCGGGCUUGCUUAUUAGGACGCCCAAACCCGUAGCGGGAGUGAUUGAAAUCAACUGCCCGGCGCCUCCAGCUGCCUGAAGUGCCCGGCUUGCGGCACGUCUUCCCUAGCGCUGCCCCCCCGGUGGACGGAUCCAAACGGGUCGUCCGGCGCUGGCCCUGACACUGAGUAAUAGGUGGCCCCGCGUGUGUUUCUAAGCGCUAUAGCACGGGCUAGCACAAAGGUUGGCGGGAACCGACGCUGUUGCGGACAGACUCUGCGCCGUCAGCGACCUACAGCGCCUGCCGGAACCCCACUAAACUCCAUCGCUGGGCGCCCCUGGUGGCCCCCGCCCAUUGCUCGGCACAAGACGGGCGGCAGGGGACACUGAAAACGUCGUCUGGCGCUCGUCAUUAUUGCCCUGUCCUCCUCCACACACGCUCCGCUUCCCUGUUUCUCUCAACCUCAACAUCCCGCCGCCCACCUCCGCACCACGCUCCAGCGCCAGCGCCUAUCCCCGCGCGCCCUCCGACCGCCUCGCCUGGCCUUGCCUCGACGCCCGCUACACGCGCUUCCCAAGACGCAUCCCGAUUUCCCUUUGCAAGUCAAUGGCCAGCGGCGUUCGCUAGGACGGAAAGGUGACUGCGGCGCUGGAGAGCUCGCGUUCCCCGCAGUAUCCGCCGUCUGCUGCCCCGGCAUCGGAUGCUGGGGUAAACCUCGAGAAACACCACAUCGAUCCGCCUCUCACGCUCGACGCGACGCGGCACCCUCGAAUAAUAUUUCCCCUUUUUCAAUUUCCUUCGCUGCCAGCAGCAAAGCCGCGGUCGUCCACCAGUGGCCAGAGACCUCGGCGGAGGGGUAAAACGGCAGCCGCCAUUCGUCCGCCUGGCCCUGGGGGCGACACCGGACAUAGCUCGACGGUGCACAUUUCUUGAUCCAGAACUCCUGCCCCGGCUCGCCGAGGAGGGGAUGUCUCACGACGAAUCGCCCCAGCCAAGCCGGGUUUCUUCGCCUACAGACGAUGCUACGAGCUCGUACCGAAGCGCCGCCAUCACAUCGCCUUCCAUGCACGACACCGGGGCACUGACCCCGCUGCAGAGAUGGGCCGUCAACGCCUCUGACUCCCAAUUUAAUGCCAUCGCCGGUGCUCUCGGCGGCUUCACGUCCGGCAUAGUCACAUGUCCACUUGAUGUCAUUAAGACCAAGCUGCAAGCUCAAGGGGCGUACACAGUGGUCGACAAUGGCCGCAUGGUUGGCCACCCGAAGCUCUACAAUGGGCUGGUUGGCACGGCCAGGGUCAUCUGGCGCCAGGAAGGCAUACGCGGCAUGUAUCGGGGGCUGGGUCCCAUCGUUCUGGGGUAUCUGCCAACCUGGGCGGUGUGGUUCACAGUCUACAAUAAGAGCAAGGUGUGGUUGGGACACCACAACGGAAACAUUCAUAUUGUUAAUUUCUGGUCCUCCAUAAUUGCUGGUGCAAGCAGCACAAUUGUCACGAAUCCGAUAUGGGUCAUCAAGACGCGGCUCAUGUCACAGAGCCACUCACCAGCGAUAGAUCAUCAUGACCUACACACCAUCUACCCCAAGCCCGGUAACACGCCAACCACGCGCCCGACACUGCACGCUCCGUGGCAUUAUCGGUCGACCCUGGACGCUGCGAGGAAGAUGUACACAUCCGAGGGCCUCGCCUCGUUUUACUCGGGCCUCACCCCGGCUCUUCUCGGCCUCACCCAUGUCGCUGUACAGUUUCCGACGUAUGAGUACCUCAAGACGACUUUCACCGGCCAAGGCAUGGGUGAGGCGCCUGCGCACGGGGAAAAGCCGCACUGGCUGGGCAUUCUGUCCGCUUCCAUCCUGUCCAAGAUCCUAGCCAGCAGCGCAACGUAUCCCCACGAGGUGAUUCGCACCAGACUCCAGACACAAAGGCGACCGGUAGCUGGCGAGCAAUAUCUCCAGGGGCUAGGCAUAUCUACAACAGCGCCCAACGCCUCUGCGAGCAAGGACACGCGAAAGUAUCGUGGCAUCGUCAUGACGUUUCAGGCGAUACUUCGGGAAGAGGGCUGGCGGGCUUUCUACGCAGGGUUGGGGACCAACAUGAUGCGAGCCGUGCCGGCAGCGACGGUGACGAUGCUGACUUAUGAAUACGUGAUGCGACAGCUCAACCAGACCAGGCUGGACGGCCUGGAAAAGCGAGACCGGCUGGCCGAACAGCCAUAGUGGCACGUAUGCGCGAGCCAAUUCUCGGGAGACGGGGUGACAGAGACGUUCCACACUUUUCAUGACGGCACGCGGAAUACACGGGCGCGGCUCAGAUACCCGGGAGGUGGACGGCUGUCGGUAUAGACAUGUUGGCCGAAACCAUGAUGCAAGCGGAGCGGCUCAAAGGCCGUCAGGUCCGCCCAUGCAACUGCAUCUUUUUCCUUUUUGUUCCACGUGUAACGCCACACGGUGUUUGGCCGGUGUUCUCGGAGGCAAGGGUCAGAGGGGGACAAUCUUGCAUGAGCUUGGGGAACGGCACGGGGUUGUAGCAUAGCACUUUGUAUGUAGAUAAGCACAGGAGUUGCUGAUUCCCUAUAGAGGCUUUCGAUCGAAUUUUCAA
This is a messenger RNA of Purpureocillium takamizusanense, 2638 nucleotides long. RefSeq lists its product as uncharacterized. Gene Ontology annotation, molecular function: pyrimidine nucleotide transmembrane transporter activity. The transcript is spliced from 2 exons. Gene Ontology annotation, biological process: pyrimidine nucleotide import into mitochondrion. The record is from RefSeq and is a predicted model, not a curated record. Gene Ontology annotation, cellular component: mitochondrion. The coding region runs from base 1012 to 2256 and encodes 414 amino acids. NCBI's taxonomy places the organism in Eukaryota, Fungi, Ascomycota, Sordariomycetes, Hypocreales, Ophiocordycipitaceae.